Messenger RNA from Neoarius graeffei (lesser salmon catfish), 2980 nucleotides. RefSeq names its product ankyrin repeat domain 54 (gene ankrd54). The record is from RefSeq and is a predicted model, not a curated record. The transcript has 8 exons. The coding region runs from base 270 to 1172 and encodes 300 amino acids. Gene Ontology annotation, molecular function: protein binding. NCBI's taxonomy places the organism in Eukaryota, Metazoa, Chordata, Actinopteri, Siluriformes, Ariidae.
UAACACGAAACAGACGACAUUUUGGCUCUGUAGCUUUAACGAGCGGCUGAUUAAUAUAGGCUGUCUAUUUUGAGCCAUAGUGGGGAUGUGGCGGUUUUGUUUCUCUGUUGACAACCGGAACAAGUAAUGUAGCUGUUAAGCAGAAGGCACUGGAGUAGUUUUUGUUUUUAAGCUCCACUACCGAGCUAAUAGACUGUGUGUACAUAUGCUAAUGUUAGUUUGCGUAAUGCAGGGAAACAAACUUGUAUGCGUUAAAUGACUCGGUGAGUAUGGAGGGCUCCGACGACGAGCGGUCGAGUUGUGAAGGCGAAUACACGGUGAGAAACUCGCCGCUGAAAGAAGUAAAGGGGGAAAAAAGGGAGGAUGGGGCUGCUUCUUCGUUUGGUUUCUCGGGGAUUGACACCUUGAGCACCCUGAAGCUCCACCGAGGCAGCCAGUCGGCGGAGAAAAGCAUCCGCUACCUGCACACUUUAUGGAGUCCAGGCGCGUUACUUCAGGCCGACCCGGCUGGAGGCAAAAUAACCGUCAGCAAAGCCAGGAGACUUGGGAGAGUCCGGAGAAACCUGGGACCUGUAGGCAGAGACCUUUACGCUGUGAAGAGGCUCAGAGAAGCAGCCAAUGGCAACGACAUUGACACUGUUCGGAGGUUAUUGCAGGAUGGCGUUGACCCCUGUGCUGCAGAUGACAAGGGAAGAACUGCUUUACAUUUCUCCUCCUGCAAUGGCAAUGACAGUAUUGUUCAGCUGUUGCUAAGCCAUGGCGCCAAUCCAAACCAGCGAGACAGCCUUGGGAAUACUCCUCUUCAUCUUGCUGCCUGUACCAACCAUGUGCCUGUCAUCACUACCUUACUGAGAGGAGGUGCUCGUGUAGAUGCGUUGGACCGUGCAGGAAGAACCCCUCUACAUCUUGCCCGCUCGAAACUCAACAUAUUACAGGAGGGAGAGUCCCGUAGCUUGGAAACCUUACGAGGAGAAGUUACUCAGAUCAUUCAGAUGCUGCGUGAAUACCUGAAUGUGAUGGGACACAAUGAGGAACGAGAGAGGCUCGAGCAUAUUUCUACCCAACUACAGCACACCCGCACUAAAGAACAGGUGCGAGUCGUUUACGGGGCGCAUGCGCGAGAGUCCGCUUGGCAUGUGUGCUGUCCAGAGCACGCCCAGAAGUCUAUCUGAUGCACGUGUCAAGGCGUGCAGGUGUGACAAAAUUAGUACAAACAUUAAUGUAGAUAUUAUUAUGGCAUGUUACAAAAAAUAAAGAAGAAAUUCAGUCCUCGUCUCCAAUUUACAAGUCCUAAUGCAGUUAAUGCACGAGUCCAAGUGUGAGUCAUCAGUGCUGAAGUCCAAGUGAAGUCCUGAGUCCUUAAAAUUAGGGCACGAAUCGGACUCUAGCACUACAAAGCCUGUUCUGCUGACACCUUCUUCCUCAUUGCCAUGAAGAGGUGGCUGAGUUCAGUUUCCAAUCCAUUGUUUCAAUGUUUUUAGUUUAACAAACUAGUCAUUUACAUUAAUAUUUUGACUGACCUUAAAGUGCAUAUCACAGGUAAAUUCAGGAGCAAGAUCAAUGUAAUUAUCCUAUUUUAUAUUAAACUUUGGUCAAAUAUCUGUCACAUUUUUGCGCAAUUUUUUUUAUCUUGCGCAAUACCAGAAAUUCAGUUGAAAUCAAGCCAUUUGAGGCGAAUUGGUCCGCCUCUGAAAAAAACUUGGCAUUUGGAUUUCCUGGCAAACACUGAUUUUCAUGACGUCACGUGCAGGAGGCCUCCCUCUGAAUCCUACGUCAGCGCUGGUUUGUUUAUGAGAAAACGACCGUAUUCUUUACAUCCCCGGUGUUGUCUCCGUCGUCUCCACUACUUGAAUCAUCAUCAAAUCCAAACAGAUGAAGCCCCAGUUCUGACGUCUCAUUAUAUUCUUCAUCCAAAGGUGAAGUAACAUUGUGCUCGGGUGACAAUUCCAUAUUUCAAUGCAAAAUCGCUAGCUGCUAAACUUGGUCUACACAGGCUGUGCACUGAAACCGUGCAAGCUCACGCAGCCUGCUGGCGCUUCCGCAGGUGAUGUCACGAAUCUGGCUCCAGACUCCCUUGGGAUUUUUCCAGAUGCAUUUUAUUUUUUUUUUUCUGCUGUAGACAGAUGGCCUUGUGCAAAAUGACCCUUCUGGAUAGUGUGUAAAGGGACAUACUUUUCAUAUUUAAAAAAAAAGAAAUUGGUCCAGGAUAUGCACUUUAAAGUGCAUAUCACGGGUAAAUUCAAGAGCAAGAUUAAUGUAAUUCUAUUUUAUAUUAAACUUGGUCAAAUGUCUGUCACAUCUUGUGCAAUUUUUUACCUUGCGCAAUACUAGAAAAAUUCACUUGAAAUCAAGCCAUUUGAGGCGAAUUGGUCCGCCUCUGAAAAAACUUGGCAUUUGGAUUUCCCGGCAAACAUUGAUUUUCGUGACGUCGCGUGCGGGACGCCUCCCUCUGAAUCCUACGUCAGCGCUGGUUUGUUUGAGAAAACGACCUGUUGGUUUUCUGCAAAUUUCUUCAACGUUAUCACGUAAUUAUUAAAAUGGUUAACAGAUGUAUCGUAGGAGGGUGUAGCAACACCAAUCUUGAUGGGAUUAGUACUCAUCGUUUUCCAAAAGACCGGACAAUGAGGGAGAAAUGGGAGUGCUUGGUCUACACAGGCUGUGCACUGAAACCGUGCAAAGCUCUCGCAGCCUGCUGGCGCUUCCGCAGAUAAUGUCAGAAAUCUGGCUCCAGACUCCGUUGGGAUUUUUCUAGACGUGUUUUAUUUUUUUCUGCUGUAGACAGAUGGCCUUGUGCAAAAUUACCCUUCUGGAUGAGUGUGUAAAGGGACAUACUUUCAUAAAAAAAAAACGAAUUUGGUCCAGGAUAUGCACUUUAAAGUGCCACUCCACCAUUGGAUGUAUUCUUUGGCAUAAAAUACAAUAUAUUUUAUGACAUGACUAGACAGAGAAAUCUUUUAGCUUCAAAUGAUAUAUCAAACAC